Sturnus vulgaris (Common starling) is the source of this 1672-nucleotide messenger RNA. NCBI's taxonomy places the organism in Eukaryota, Metazoa, Chordata, Aves, Passeriformes, Sturnidae. The record is from RefSeq and is a predicted model, not a curated record.
GCCCCGCUGUCCCCGGCACCUGGCACAGGGAUUCCCGUGGGAAGCGGCGAUGUCGGACAGAGGUGGCAGCAUGGACGGCAGGACAGACAUCGUCAACGGCAGCCUGUCCAGCAGCCCCGAGGACAUGUCAGCCGAGGAGGGCCGCGAGACGUCCUCGGGCAUCGAGGUGGAGGCGUCCGACCUGAGCCUGAGCCUGACGGGCGACGACGCCGGGGCCGCGCGGGGCCGCGCCAGCGACAGCGACAGCUCCGGCGACAAGGACAGCGACAGCAUGGACGACACGGGCCACUACUCCAUCCCCGAGGAGCCGCGGCACGACGAGGACGACGAGGACGAGGAGGAGGACGAGGAGGAGCCGCGAGCCCGGCGCAGGGCCCCCCGCAAGCGGCCGCCGCACGAACGCGACUCGUCGGACGAGGAGCAGGCGCUGGAGGACUGGGUGGCCUCGGAGACGUGGGCGCUGCCCCGGCCGCGCUGGAGGGCGAUCCCGGCGCUGCGGCAGCGCCAGCUGGGCGGCUGCUCCCGCUUCGUGGCUCAGGCGUGCGGGGCUCGGCUCUUCGUGCAGAAGUUCCGGCUGCAGCACGGCCUGGAGGGACACACGGGCUGCGUGAACACGCUGCACUUCAACCAGCGCGGCACCCGCCUGGCCAGCGGCAGCGACGACCUCAAGGUGCUCGUGUGGGACUGGCUGAGGCGCCGGCCCGUGCUGCAGUUCGACAGCGGCCACAAGAGCAACGUCUUCCAGGCCAAGUUCCUGCCCAACAGUGGUGACUCCACGCUGGCCAUGUGUGCCCGGGACGGGCAAGUGCGCGUGGCCGAGCUCUCGGCCACCCAGUGCUGCCGCAGCACCAAGCGUGUGGCACAGCACAAGGGAGCCUCGCACAAGCUGGCGCUGGAGCCGGACUCGCCCUGCACGUUCCUGUCUGCGGGGGAGGACGCCGUGGUGUUCACCAUCGACCUGCGGCAGGACCGGCCCGCCUCGAAAUUGGUGGUGACCAAGGAGAAGGAGAAGAAGGUUGGGCUCUACACCAUCUUUGUCAACCCUGCCAACACCUCCCAGUUCGCCGUGGGCGGCCGGGACCAGUUCGUGAGGGACUGGGACCAGUUUAAUUCCCAGGAAAAGGGGCUGGAUCUGAGAUUUUUCCCAUUUUUCCAGGUGAACAGCGAGUCCAAAGCCAACAUCACUUGCCUGGUCUACAGCCAUGAUGGCUCAGAGCUCUUGGCCUCCUACAACGAUGAGGACAUUUACCUGUUCGACUCGGCGCACAGCGACGGCGCGCAGUACAGCCGGCGCUACAAGGGGCACCGCAACAACGCCACGGUGAAAGGGGUGAAUUUCUACGGCCCCAAGAGCGAGUUCGUGGUGAGCGGCAGCGACUGCGGCCACAUUUUCCUGUGGGAAAAAUCCUCCUGCCAGAUCGUGCAGUUCAUGGAAGGGGACAAGGGUGGAGUGGUGAACUGCCUGGAGCCUCACCCUCACCUCCCAGUGCUGGCCACCAGUGGGCUGGACCACGAUGUGAAAAUUUGGGCACCCACGGCCGAGUCACCCACGGAGCUGAAGGGCCUCAAGGAGCCCUUCCCGCUGGAGUUUUUUUCCCCCCUGGGGGUCCCUGUCCCUAUUUUGGGGGUCCCCAACCCUUCCUGGGGGCGUCCUGUCCGUACCGUGGGAUAA